This is a messenger RNA of Adineta ricciae, 609 nucleotides long. The record is from the annotation of a GenBank genome assembly. NCBI's taxonomy places the organism in Eukaryota, Metazoa, Rotifera, Eurotatoria, Adinetida, Adinetidae.
AUGAAUUCUAUCUGUGAACAAAGUCUUUAUAACGCAUGUUCUUGCAAGAAGAAAUAUCAUUUGCCUUUAGCAUUACCACUCUACGAUGGUCAUUGCCAUGUGGACCUAUUUUUUAAAUAUGGAUUUAAUGAAACUCACUUCAGUUCACAACUUGCUCAUGGACGGAAAAUGGUGCUGAUAGACAAUCGUCAUAACUUUCAGCGUUGGUUUGUGAAUAGUCUGAUCAACAAUCCAAAUGUAACAAUAUUCACUACAUAUGGAAUUCAUCCGAAAUAUUUACCAUCUGAUCGAGAAAAUGUAUUAGAACAAUUUAAACAAAUUUUUGAGAAUAAAUUAACUCUGAACACAAUGAAAGUAGCUAUUGGCGAAUGCGGGAUUGAUGCGACGAGUAAAUAUUCUUUAAAUGAUCAAUUAUUUAUAUUCAAGUUUCAAUUGCAAAUGGCAGCUGAUUUCGGCAUUCCUGUCGUCUUGCACGGCCGAGGAGACAAUUCAUUUUCAAUAAUGCUGGAAGAAUUAAAAACACAUUUAAACUCAAAACAUCAUGUUCAUUGGCAUUGCAUUAAUCCAAAUAGUAAUUUGAACAUUAUCACAAAGGACAGGGGGAUAUAA